AACAAACGUGCGUUACUAAAGCUGGCCACAGAAAACAGCAAUGAACAUGGAUCUAACUCAGAUAACUUGUGUUUUGACUUUCCUUUGCUUUGCUUCAAUUGACUGUUUAAUGUUCCAUUUGCCUGCAAAUGCGAAAAAAUGUUUACGAGAGGAGAUCCACAAGGAUGUGUUAGUGACCGGCGAUUAUGAACUGUCAGACGCACCGGGUCAGAAAGCAACACUCACGGUUACAGACUCCAAGGGCCACAUACUCUAUACUAAAGAUGAUGCUAAGAAAGGAAAGUUUGCCUUUACAACAGAAGAAUAUGAUAUGUUUGAAGUUUGCUUCCAGACAAAGAUGGUUGGAGGUGGACAUGGUGGGGACAGAGAGGUGACACUGGAUAUGAAGCACGGAAUCGAGGCCAAAAGUUAUGAUGAUCUAGCAAAGGCUGAAAAACUGAAACCUCUGGAAGUAGAGCUGAGGAGACUGGAGGAUCUCUCAAAAUCCAUAGUUGAUGAUUUUGAAUAUAUGAAAGAACGAGAGAAGGAAAUGAGAGAUACAAAUGAGUCUACCCACUCACGUGUGAUGUACUUUAGUAUUUUCUCCAUGUGUUGUCUCCUUGGAUUGGCCACAUGGCAAGUGCUGUACCUACGACGUUAUUUCAAGGCCAAGAAACUUAUUGAAUGAGUGGGAAUGUUGUCUAGAAUUAAACAAUUAUCCAUAAUCCUUUUGGGUGAGCAUUUCCACUCAUCACGAAGAUAACAUUUUGUUAUUUAUUUUCGGAUAUAGUUUUAAGGGUAUUAAAUAAUAAGGAUAAUCUUCCAUAACUUUCAAAAAACCAGUAAAGAUAAAUUUUUUGCAGUGAUUGAACUUUUUUAAUGGGAAGUCAUUCCCUACCAAAUUGGUCUUUGACAAAAACAUCUAUAGCAUCCUCCAAAUAUGCAUGUCAUCCAUUGACCUUGUUGAUAAUUUGCUAUUAAAACGGAUUGAUAUAUUGAUUGAAAAGUCUUUUAAAGAAUUUGUUUUCCUGUUUAAGUAAAAAAGUGUGUGAAGUUUGCCACUUUAUUUUGCAGAUUUAAUUUUGCAAAAAGAAUUAAUUCCAGAAAUAUUAUCAGUAAUACCUCUGGAGGCAUUCAAACAAUUCAAUACUUAUUUUAAAGCAUACAAGUUACAUUAAUCCGGUUUCUUUUGGUUAGUCCCAUGUCAGUUUUUAUUUUGGCUUGCUAUCACUCAAACCAUUUAGUAUAGAAUUUAUUUUGUGGUAAAUUGAUGUUUGCAUCAAUUAAUUUCAGUCAUAUUAUUAUCAGAAUAUACUAGAAUUAUUUAUAAAUGAAAUUUUCAACUCAAUAGCUAUUCAUGUGUUUGCCAAACUGCAUGAAUAACUUUCGAAAUACAAUUUUGUGUGGAAAAAAUAAGGUAUAUUUUUAUGGCAAAAACACUAGAAUAUGCAUUUUAGAAAUAUGUGGAAGGAAGUGUAAUAUUCCAUCAAUAUUUGUCCUUGAAUAGGUGUUUGUUGAUUUAUCAAUUAGACUUAGUCAGUAUGGUGAUUUUGCAUGAGAGAGUGAGAGAUUUGAAUGUUUUAAUUAUAUUCUUUGAUAAGGAUGAAUGAUUGUAUCUUGAACCGAGAUUUUGAAUGAGACCAAGCAGGUCGUCAGUGCUGCUAUUAAAAUCUGCCUGUAUAAUGAUGUUGUAUUUAGCUAUUUGAUAAAAAUUAUUCAGAUUUGUGAGAUUUUAAAUAGUGUACUUUUUGUGUCAUCAGCUUUACAUCAUAUCUUACAUCAGUAUAAAUAUAAUACAAAUAAUUAAACAUUUUUUCUAAUUGUGUCCUGAAACUAUAAGUGCUUGAUUUCGGUUUGUAAGAAAUUUGAUUUAACCCCAUUUCUUAAAGAACACUGACUUUUAUAGAGUAAUAUAUUUGUAAAUGGUGCAGAAGAUGCCAAUCAUCUCGAGAGUAAUUCUGGUCUGUUGGUGUGUAUGUAUGUGUACAAAACUUGUACAUCUUUAUUAUAACUGGGUCCUUUUGUAAACCAUCAUGUAUCAAAAAGAGAAAUUUAUGGAGUUAUUGUGAAUAUAGUGAGUGAACCAGGCUGUUGAAAGUUCUAUAUAUAAGUGUACGAGGUGUAACAUUGAUCGGUGUGGAUGACUUGGGAGAGAAACAGGAUAUAUAAUGUUCAACCUCUCAACUUUUUAUUAUAACAAUCUGUUUUCUGUCAAGUCGCAGAAAUGAAUGGAGCCUUUGUUCAAACUGCAGUGAUAAAACACCUCAAAUGAAAUUUUCAAAUCUUGUGGGUUUUUUUGUGUUUUUUUUUUGUUCAGAUGAAGCUUUAAAGAUAUUGGCAUAGUUUUUCAAAAUCAGAAUUAGACAUUCACUAACAUAUUUUUAAGCUGGAAUGUUUGUAUAUUUGGAAAAACGUGUAGAUGUUCAUUUCAUUAUUUUGUUAUUUAUGGGUUGAUUAUGAGAAUAAUUAUGCGCUUUAAUGAAUGACAUUAUUUUCAUUUCUUUUUUCCCCCCAUCUCAGUGAUAAUGUUUCCCAGGUGUAUUCUGCAAGCCUGGAUUCUUUGUGAGGUUGAAGUGAAAAUGGAAGAUAAGAAGCAUUAUGAUAGAUUUGCAAUUGUAAAUAUUUCCCUGGAAAUAUGGUGAAUAAAAGAAAGAUAAAUUAC
This is a messenger RNA of Ylistrum balloti, 2641 nucleotides long. Its product is annotated as transmembrane emp24 domain-containing protein 10-like. The transcript is spliced from 5 exons. Gene Ontology annotation, cellular component: endoplasmic reticulum-Golgi intermediate compartment; Golgi apparatus; endoplasmic reticulum. Bases 41 to 667 code for a protein of 208 amino acids. The record is from RefSeq and is a predicted model, not a curated record. Lineage: Eukaryota; Metazoa; Mollusca; Bivalvia; Pectinida; Pectinidae. Gene Ontology annotation, biological process: Golgi organization; endoplasmic reticulum to Golgi vesicle-mediated transport; intracellular protein transport.